AUGAAGAGGAGUGCCGCCAUGAUGGGAGGAGCGAGCUCGCGUGCUGCGGUGCGCGAUUUGUACAAGCGAGUGGUGCGGCUGGGCAACACAUGGGAAGCGCGCAACCCCGCGCAAACGCCCAAGGAGCGUGAGUACAUCCUCGAGGAGGCGCGUACGCUCUUCCAUCAACACAUGUACGAGACUGACCCACAAGAGGUCCAGCGAUUGCUGCAAGAGGCUGAAGGACGCGUGGAGAUCGCCGAACACUACGGCAUCCCCUAUCAGCGAACGAGCAACCUGCCCCCAGGCACCAGCGCCGACGACUACCGCCGCGGCCAGAUCUCGUUCGGCGAGGCACCACGCUACCACACACCCAGCCACCCUCUCUUCGACGAUUGA
Acanthamoeba castellanii str. Neff is the source of this 378-nucleotide messenger RNA. RefSeq names its product LYR motifcontaining protein 1, putative. The transcript is spliced from 2 exons. The record is from RefSeq and is a predicted model, not a curated record. Bases 1 to 378 code for a protein of 125 amino acids. Lineage: Eukaryota; Discosea; Longamoebia; Acanthamoebidae. Gene Ontology annotation, cellular component: mitochondrion.